ACAGGUAAAGUGCAAUAAAAAUGUCUCUUUAAUUGUACCUACCUGCUAUAUUGCACUUGUGGAUAACAUGAGAUUUAGGGGAUUAAGGUUUUAAUUAUAAAAUAAUUCUGACAUUUUGAUCAGGAUUAAAUAUGAAGUUGAAGUCAGGAUUUCUCUACUAUAUAUAUUUAUUCAAAUUGGUUCAGUAAACAUAUGUGGAAAUUAAUCAGGCUAAUUUAAAUUUGUAUCUAUAUCAACAAAUCAUUAAAACAAAUAAAUGUGAUGUGAUGUCAUAGAACCAGAGUUAUUCAUUUAUCCAUUGUGAUAAUGUCUUAACUUGAGAUUAUUUUUAUGAAUGAAUCAAUGGAGAAAUGGCUUUGUUUGAGGGAAUUAACACUGCUGAUUUGUUGAUAGGAUGUAUUCUUGCAAUAAGUGGAAAUCUUCUGAUCAGCAUUUCAUUAAAUGUUCAGAAAUAUACCCAUAUGAAGAAUGAAGCUUUAGGAGACCAGAUACAUUACACUAAAGAUCCAUUAUGGUGGAUUGGUCUAGUACUGAUGGCAGUUGGAGAGAUUGGAAACUUUUCAGCGUAUGGGUUUGCCCCUGCCUCUCUGGUGGCACCACUUGGAACAACAACAGUUGUUGCCAACAUAUUCCUAGCUGCCAUCUUUUUAAAAGAAAAGAUCCGAGCUGAACAUUUAUUUGGGUCAGCAUUAACAGUUAUUGGAGCAUUUCUCAUCGUCACCUUCUCGUCAAGUAAAGAAAAGGUAUUUGAAGGGAGUGAAGUUACAGAAGCAUUAAAAACCAUGACAUUUACAGUUUAUAUUAUUAUAGAAAUUAUAGUUUUGGGAGUUGUACUAUUCCUGUUAUAUAAAGUUAAGAUGAAGAAAGUGGUUAUAUAUUUAUUGAUAGCAGAUAUAAUUGCUUCAAUAACAGUUAUUUGUGCUAAAGCAGUGUCAGGAAUGUUACAGUUAACGUUUGAAGGAUUUUCUCAAAUGUCAUAUCCUGGAUUAUAUAUAAUGGCUAUUGCCAUGGUAGUCAGCGCUGUAAUACAAGUCAAGUACUUGAAUAUGGCGAUGAGAGAAUUUAAUUCUACCGUUGUUGUUCCAACCCAUUUUGUGUUCUUUACUAUUAGUGCAAUAUUAGCAGGAAUUAUAUUUUACAAAGAAUUUUGGGGAAUGAAUGGUUUAGAAAUUUGUAUGUUUCUAGUUGGUUGUAUACUGUCAUUUAUUGGUGUGUAUUUCAUCACAGUUGGUAAAACACCAGGUAGUAUAGAGGAAACCCAGGGGGAGCCCCUUAAUAACACAGAACAUAGUCAACAAGUCUCACCAAGUUUAUUUCCAUCGUGGUUAUUUGCCACAAUAAAUGUUGGAGAGGUCCAGCCAAAAGGUGAAGUGAGUCACCUGACCGACACAGACAGGGAACCCAUCCUCCCUACUGAUGUAGUAUACCAUGCAUCAGAUGAUACACUGUUUAGUGAAGGGGACCAGCAACAACAGAAUUAUGGUGCCACUACUGAUAGUACAUGACCUCAAACAGACAUUAUAGUCACAUAAUAUACAAAUAUAGACUUUUAUAAGAUAUGUUAUACACCCAGGAUGACUAAAUAAUCUGCUUUAUAUAUACUAAAUAUUGAGGUGAACUCUUACUACAAAAACAGUCAUAAAACAAAAACUGGCAGUGAAAAAGAUAGGUUAGACUUGUUAAAUCCAGUUAGAAGGUAAAAUAAGGAUAAGUGGUAUGAUUGCCAAAGAGACAACUAUCCUUCACAGUUCAAAUGAUGUGAGUUUAAGCAAUUAUAGUUCAAUGUAUGGCUUUUAACAAUGAUCAAAAUUCAGUUUGAAUAGUCAGCUAUAAAAAUUAGGCUGCUACAGAAGAACCAAACAAUUAAGAGGUAGAAAAGAAAUAACUAAAUCGGAAGAGAUAGUAGGAAUAUUUGAUAGAAAAAUAAUAUUUGAUUGCAUACAAUUCACCACUAUCAUGUUAACAAGAGUUACUCCUGUCAAGAAUAAACCGAACCCCCUUGAAGCCAACCACUAUAUUUUAUGUCAGGACGAAAGCAAUAAACAUUCCUAGUAUUGUGUAGUAUUUAUAUUUUUGUCGUUCAUUCCUUGAAUGUGUUAAACAACCAAAUAAGUGUUCAGUGUUUUAAUAUAAUAUGUAAGUUUAUUUCUCUGAAAGUAAUUCAUAAUGUCAUUAAAAACCUCCAAUUAAUGUAGUUUUUAGUUAGAAAUAAUUUUAGAAUUAGAUUUACAAUUAGUUUAAGGACUAGAACAAGCUGGUACACAUUUAUUUAUAAAGAAGAUCAUUGUUAUUAGUUAUCUAAUAAGAGGUUAGGAUAGGGUAAAAGGCAAUAGAUUAAAUUUUUAACCUCUAUAAUCUUGCUGCUAGGUACUGUAAACAAGUCAGCUAUAAAUUACCUUGGUAUCUAAAGAGGUAAAGGCUUAAAAUCAAAGACUCAUAUUGGUUUACUGUUGAAUUCUUAAAAAUAUAUGUUCAUUUCUGUUAUUUUGUUGAAAUAGGCCAUGUAAUUAUUUCAAUUUAUGCUGUUGAUGUGAUCAGAUUAAAGGAAAAUCGAUGUAUUGAACUUUGUUUUGGAAUUUCUUGUUUCUUGUUAUAAGAGGCAGAUUUAGAUAGGAGGGGAGGGGCAGCAGGCUUGGUCCCACCUUAUAGAGCUAUAUAUAUGGGUGUUGCAUAGACUUUUUACACUCAAAAUAUUGCCUAGGUUGGUAAUCCCAAAUGGAACUUAAUGAAAACUACAUACAGACAUAGGACUGGGAUAGACACAAUAAGUAUGUUUAAGGGUUAACUGUGUUUCAGAAGCUUUUCUUCCUAACAUGGGACAAUUUAUAAACAUCAGUAAAACCAAAUCCAAACUUUUAUCAUGAUGCCUCUUUUGUGGCACUACUAUUUCUCAUAUAUAACUAAGAUAAAUUUUACUUGAUAACUAUUAGAAUUUAUUAAUUUAACCUAUGCUGAUGUAUGUUAUAUGUUUGUACAACACCUUGUUGUGUCCAGAAAAUUACUCACAGAAAUAUAUCAUGGCUAUUUGUAAAUCAUAAUUUAAUAUUUUUGUAUUUCAAACAGAUAUAAAAAGUAUGUUUAUUGUUGAUAAAUCAGUAUUUAAAAAAAAAUGUAUAAAAAUCUGCCUGAGCUUGGUGCUACUGAUUAUCUUGGGUGCCUUUUUCAAAUUUUCACCAAAUUUUUUUUUUCAUAAGAAUAUAAAUUUCUGUAUUAUUUUCAAAGCCAAAAAUAUGAACUAGCUUAAACUUCUUUGUAUAAUUAGAAAAUAAUGUAUAAUUGAAAUAGUUGUUAUUUUUAUCAUUAUUUUUUGGGUGCUGUCACAUUUAUCUUGUUUUCUUCUUUAGUCCCGUUUAAGGUGGUUCCUAACACUACAGGGAGAUAACUCUGUAAAAUCACCUAAAGGUUUUAAUGACGUUGUGCUGUUAAGGGAAUAUUAAGCUUCUCAAUGAUCAAAAUUAGUUCUUGUCAAACUGCUAUAUAAACAGUGUAAUUUUUUAAUAAAAUGCUUGGUUCAAUUUUUUUGAAAGUUAUAUAUUUUUGUCAAAGGGUCAAAGUAAAUACUUUGCCAGAAUUUUAUGAAAAUUAAACGAGCCAAAUUAAUGUUAGUGAAAGUGUUUGGUACCACCUUAAGUGCCAGUAGUUUCUGUAUUUGUAGUAAAAAAAUAUGAUCAAUAUUUUAAAUAAACACGUUAUAUUUGCUCAUUGGUUGUAGAAUAUUUUAAUGCUGAUUAUUAAAGUGUUACACCUUUUUAAAUUACAUUUUUGGGAUGUUAUUGUAGCCUCUGCUGAAGGUUUUGUUUAUUCAUACAUUGGCAUACACAUUAUAGAAUUUUAGUUCCUAAUUUGAAAAUUUACUAUUAUGUGGGUAACUUAUAAGAAAAAGAACUUUUUAAGAAGCUUAUUUCAUACUAGGCCUGAAUCAUCUUGAGUUCAUUAGAUUGUCAAAGUUUUAUUAAUGAGUAACUCAGUAUUAAUGCCUCAAAUUUAUAUAUAUUUUAUAAAUAUAAUGAAAUAUAUUCCUUCUAGAUUGGUACUUUGUGUUUUAGGUGUAAUCUAACUGCCAUUCUGGUUAUUUGUUGUACCAUUUGAGUCUCAGUCCAUUUAAUCCUAUGAAAUCCUGUUAAUGGCAGAAUAUCAUCAAUUCAUGUUACAUGGACUCACAAAGCUAUCAUACUCAACUUUAACAGUUACAAUUUCAAACAGUGCUUAUUUGUUUUCAAGAGGGGUUCAUAUGAACCCCUCGAACCCCCUGGCUAUAUGGUUGUGGCCUUUAUAUUUCAAAGAUGCUGAUAGUCCCUUCUGUCCAAAGUCAGAUAAAUGUUAUAUUAAAAUGGGCAUUAAGUUUUGUGAAGUUUGGUUUAUGGCUAAAUCUUCAAUGGUUGUAUCUGGUUUAUGGCUAAAUCUUCAAUGGUUGUAUCUGGUUUAUGGCUAAAUCUUCAAUGGUUGUAUCUGGUUUAUGGCUAAAUCUUCUAUGGUUGAAUGUGGUUUAUGGCUAAAUCUUCAAUGGUUGAAUGUGGUUUAUGGCUAAAUCUUCAAUGGUUGAAUCCGGUUUAUGGCUAAGUCUUCAAUGGUUGUAUCUGGAUUUUGGCUAAAUCUUCAAUGCCAAUGGUUGUUUCUGGAUUUUGGCUAAAUCUUCAGUGGUUGUAUCUGGAUUUUGGCUAAAUCUUCAAUGGUUGUAUGUGGUUUAUGGCUAAAUCUUCAAUGGUUGUAUGUGGUUUAUGGCUAAAUCUUCAAUGGAUGUAUCUGGUUUUUGGCUAAAUCUUCAAUGGUUGUAUCUGGUUUAUGGCUAAAUCUUCAAUGGUUGUAUGUGGUUUAUGGCUAAAUCUUCAAUGGUUGUAUCUGGUUUUUGGCUAAAUCUUCAAUGGUUGUAUCUGGUUUUUGGCUAAAUCUUCAAUGGUUGUAUCUGGUUUAAGGCUAAAUCUUUAAUGGUUGUAUCCUAUUUGAUGCUGAACCUCUUAUACUAUAUAUAUGUUUUAUACAUUGAGAUCUAUAUUUUGAUCCAUUUACUUUGAUGUCCUAUCUAUAUAAGUUAUUAUCUUUAUUGUAUUGUUUUAUCUAUUGAUGUUCUUCUUGUCUGUCUGUCAUUUUAUUUUGAUAUAUCAUUUUAUAAAGCAGCAACAUAAUCAUUGUUAUACAUGUAUAUUAUUAUUGUUGUUGUUUUGUUAAUCUCUACAUUGUAAACAAAUAAAAUAUUGAAAGUAAA
Mytilus trossulus (common blue mussel) is the source of this 5203-nucleotide messenger RNA. Its product is annotated as NIPA-like protein 2. Gene Ontology annotation, cellular component: membrane. The coding region runs from base 351 to 1505 and encodes 384 amino acids. The record is from RefSeq and is a predicted model, not a curated record. The transcript has 12 exons. Gene Ontology annotation, biological process: magnesium ion transport. Gene Ontology annotation, molecular function: magnesium ion transmembrane transporter activity. Lineage: Eukaryota; Metazoa; Mollusca; Bivalvia; Mytilida; Mytilidae.